AUGACAACUGCUCAGAAACAUUUCAAAUCAGGUUCUGAAUGUCCACCACUCAAAGAAAAUCAAUUACGAUUAUAUAGUAUGCGUUUUUGUCCAUUUGUUCGACGAGUAAAACUUGUCUUAGCUGCUAAAAAUAUUCCGUAUGAAGAAGUAUUUAUCAAUCUUAGUGAUGAACCUGAAUGGUAUUUAAAAAAAAAUCCAGUCGGUGAAGUUCCAUUAUUGGAAUGGAUCGAUCAUGAUUCGAAAGAAAUUCGUUCAAUACCUGAAUCACUUAUUAUAAGUAAUUAUCUUGAUGAUUUAUAUUCAGAACAUCGCCUUCAUCCUAUCGAUCCUUACCUCAAAGCUAAGCAACAAAUACUCACUGAAGGAUUUGGAGACGUUCGAUCAGCUUUUUAUAAAGUAUUUGGAAACAGUGAACAGAAUAAUUUUGAAGAUUUAAAUCAAAGUUUAACUGUUUAUGAAGAAGCACUUCAUGAUAAAUAUUUCGGUGGAUCAAAACCAGCAAUGAUCGAUUAUAUGUUAUGGCCAUGGUUUGAACUUUUUCCAACAUUAAAAGAAAUUGGUUUCGUUUUAAAUGCUGAUGGAAAACUACCUAAACUUGGUAACUGGUUUAAAGAAAUGCAAGCAAAUGAUGUUGUUAGAAAAACUAAAGUACCAGAUGAGAUCAUUCAAAAAUUUGUACAUACUGUAGGAGAAGGCAAACCAGACUAUGAUAUUGAAUAA
Molecule: messenger RNA, 720 nt
Organism: Rotaria sp. Silwood2
Lineage: Eukaryota; Metazoa; Rotifera; Eurotatoria; Philodinida; Philodinidae
Source: the annotation of a GenBank genome assembly